AGAGAAAAUUGGAGAUGGAGGAAAAGGAGAAGUGCUGGAAGAUGAGAACGAUUCCAAACAAAAGGGAAUGGUGAAGUGAACGAUGUUGGGCUUAGGUGGUUGUCCGAAAGGUCAAAUGAGGGUCUUUUUUCCCUACAAACUCCUAUUAUGUUACUGUUUCUUUUAUUUUAUUCUAUCUUGUUUUAUUUUGCUUCGGUUGCUUGAGAAGUGUGUGUUUAGUUUUGUAUAUCGGGAUCAGAGGGGUUUGUCUUGUUCUCUUUGGGGCUCAGUUGAUUAAGAUUCAACUCAUUGUUGCGGUCUAUUUGGAAGAUGCUUGCACUUGAACAGCUUGGUUGUGUUGAAGUACACGUUUCAGAGUUGUUCUCUG
Williopsis jadinii is the source of this 367-nucleotide messenger RNA. RefSeq lists its product as uncharacterized. NCBI's taxonomy places the organism in Eukaryota, Fungi, Ascomycota, Saccharomycetes, Phaffomycetales, Wickerhamomycetaceae. The coding region runs from base 83 to 277 and encodes 64 amino acids. The record is from RefSeq and is a predicted model, not a curated record. The transcript is spliced from 2 exons.